CGCGCACCGCCAACGCGAUCGUGCGUCGCUGUAUUUGUUUCUGUUGGUGUUGGUGAGUAGCGGCGGCGGCGGCAUUACUUUUCUCAGCGCUGCACGGCGUCGCCAGUCGUGUCUCAGCACCCGACAGCAGCAGACGUGUGUGGCAGCAGCAGCAGUCAGCUCCAAACCGGACCAGGACCCAUACCCAGUGCCACCCCCACGCCACCACCACUCUCUUCUACACUGAACCAAAGAGGCAGCAAGUAAAAAAAAAGAAAUACCAUGAAUCCAGCCGCUCAGUUGCUGCGCCUGCGCAGCGCCACCGCUUUGGGCAGCGCGGUCUCGUCGCGCUCCAUCUCGACCAACCGGCGCGAGCGGACCACCAGUACCGCCAGCGCGCAGCGGGAGCGGACGCAGGGCGUCAGCGAGACGGACAAGUUCCUGCACUACAGCGCCGAGGACGGCUACUACAAGACCUCGCCCUUUGACCCCGUCACCGUGCCCAAAGUGCCGCUCCACGAGUACGUGUGGCGCGACUUCAAGAAGUGGGAGCGUCGCACCGCUGCGGUGUGUGUGAUCACCGAUCGGCAGUAUACUUUUGCCCAGAUGCGAGAUGCUAGUGCCGCUUUUGCCGUACGUUUGCAGACCAAGUUUAAGCUCCAUAAGCCGGAUGUCUUGGCCAUCUGUCUUCCCAAUCUCCCCGAGUUCCCCAUCGCCACAUUGGGCGCCAUCGAAGCGGGUCUUACGGUGACCACCGUGAAUCCCGUCUACACGCCGGACGAGAUCGCCAGGCAGCUGACCUUCAGCGGGGCCAAGUUCCUGGUAGGAACGGUGUCGGGAUUCCCCACCCUGAAAAAGGCCUGCCAAUUGUUGGGCAGGCAGAUCCCAAUCGCCGUGAUACGGACCAGUGCGGAGGAGUCCCUGCCCGAGGGCGCCAUCGAUUUCAGCGAGGUGAUCAGCACGCAGAAUGUGCGAUACGAGGACUUGGUAACGCCCAAGGACGCCACCGCCGAGGACAUGGUCUUCCUGCCCUUCUCCUCCGGAACCACCGGUCUGCCCAAGGGCGUGAUGCUCUCCCACAACAACAUCACCAGCAACUGCGAGCAGGUGCAGGCAUCGCUGCCACUGGACCUCCUGGGUCCCCAGGACACCCUGCCCGGCGUCCUGCCCUUCUUCCACAUCUACGGCCUGACCGUGGUGAUGCUGUCCAAGCUGGGACAGGGUUGCCGACUGGCCACCAUGCCCAGCUUCAAGCCGGACGACUUCAUGCGCUCCCUGGACAAAUACCAGGGCAGCAUCCUCAACCUGGUGCCCCCAAUUGCCCUCUUCAUGAUCAACCACCCCAAGAUGACGCAGGAGACGGCGCGCCAUUUGAAGGUGGUGAUGAGCGGAGCCGCCCCCAUUGGCCAGCACGAUGUGGAGCGCUUCCUGCACAAAUUCCCGAAGACCGUGUUCAAGCAGGGCUACGGCAUGACCGAGGCCUCGCCGGUGGUUCUACUGACUCCGGAGGGCAACAAGAACUACGCCUCCACUGGAGUGCUGCCGGGCAGCACGGAGGCCAAGAUCGUGCCCCUGGAUGGGAGCGAUGCCAAGGGCGUGGGUCCACGCACCACCGGCGAACUGUGCGUGCGCGGUCCUCAGGUGAUGGCCGGUUACCUGAACAACGAGGAGGCCAACCAGGUCACCUUCUAUCCGGGCAACUGGCUGCGCAGCGGCGAUGUGGCCUUCUACGAUGAGGACGGCCUCUUCUACAUCACGGAUCGCAUGAAGGAGCUGAUCAAGGUGAAGGGCUUCCAAGUGCCGCCGGCCGAGCUGGAGGCGGUGCUGCGCGAUCACCCCAAAAUCCUGGAGGCGGCCGUCUUCGGUAUUCCCCACGAACUGAAUGGAGAGGCACCGCGUGCCAUUGUGGUCCUGCGCGAGGGAGAGAAGGCCAGCGCCGAGGAAAUCUCCGCCUACGUGGCCGAACGGGUGGCCCACUACAAGAAGCUCGAGGGCGGAGUGAUCUUCGUCGAUGAGGUGCCCAAGAAUCCCACCGGCAAGAUCCUGCGUCGCGAGCUCAAGGAAAAGUUCUCCGACUAAGUUCGCACAACAUGUGGGAUCUUCAUACGUUAAGAUAUAUUUUUUGUGAUUUUUUUUUUGUUCGUCUCAAUCCAGGGGUGGAGGCACCCAGAUUCCCAGAGAUCUUUAAGCCAUCGCUUACUCAAUGAAAGACCAAGUCGUUAUAACUUCUUGAAGAUCUCUAGUGAUUUGUUGCGACAACCCGCAGAACAUGUAUGUAUAUGAUGAACAUCAAUGUUGGCCCUGGAAUCGCUGAUCCAUUGGCGUUGGUUUAGACAUUGCAUUUACCACUUCGAAAAUAUGUAGUUUUUAGGCUUAGAUAUAGGUCUCGAUUAGUCGGCUCGAUUGGUCCAUAGUUGGUAAGUGUAGAUUAGGCAGCCCCUAUCCAUAAACAUAUACGUAUCUAUAAAGUGUAAUCUGUAUGCUUGUACUGCAACCUGUGUUUAAGCUUAAUGACGGACCCGAUAUUUCACUAUGAUAUUCCCCUAUUUACAUAUAUAUGUUUUUUUUUUUGCAUAGUGCUGUAAGACAAUUGUUUGUUAAUCGUAUUGAAAGACAGCGGCAUGCCAUUAAUAUAAAUAUAUACGCCAUGUAUGCCACGAUGUUUGAAAAUAAAGACGAAAUUUGCUAGUUGAAA
Drosophila rhopaloa is the source of this 2674-nucleotide messenger RNA. RefSeq names its product 4-coumarate--CoA ligase 3 (gene pdgy). Lineage: Eukaryota; Metazoa; Arthropoda; Insecta; Diptera; Drosophilidae. The transcript has 5 exons. Gene Ontology annotation, cellular component: mitochondrion. The coding region runs from base 262 to 2058 and encodes 598 amino acids. Gene Ontology annotation, molecular function: long-chain fatty acid-CoA ligase activity. Gene Ontology annotation, biological process: fatty-acyl-CoA biosynthetic process; long-chain fatty acid metabolic process. The record is from RefSeq and is a predicted model, not a curated record.